AAAAGCAGCGCUGCUUCGGUUGGGGCUUUGGGCGCUGGUCGGUCGGUCGGUCGUUCUAUGCUGUGGAUCGGUUUGCCCCGGCUGCAUUUAUUCGCAUUUGGCUCUUACGUACGUGGAGUUGCACGUCGGAGGACAAGACUAAGAACUGAAUAGAAAUAUCUGAGAGAUUCGCUAUGAAUGUGGAGAAGCUGAAAAGGCUGCAAGCGCAGGUGCGAAUCGGUGGCAAAGGCACGCCCCGUCGCAAAAAGAAGGUCAUGCACCAGACGGCGGCCACCGAUGACAAGAAGCUUCAGAGUUCUUUAAAGAAGCUGUCGGUGAGCACCAUACCCGGCAUCGAGGAGGUGAACAUAAUCAAGGAUGACCUUACGGUCAUCCAUUUCAACAAUCCCAAGGCUCAGGCCUCGCUCUCCGCGAACACCUUUGCCGUCACGGGUCAUGGCGAAACGAAGAAGAUUGUCGAAAUGCUGCCAGAGAUUUUGCCACAGCUCGGCCAGGAGACAGUUGUGCAACUGCGCAUGUAUGCCAACUCCAUGUCCAACAAUCAGAAGUCUGCUGAAAGCGGCACAGCUGCAGCUCAGGCGGUAGAGGAUGAUGAUGAUGUGCCCGACUUGGUGGGCGACUUCGAUGAGGUGGCCAAACAGGAGGCUGCGGCUGCUGGCAAGGAACAACAGGCAAAGCCUACCACAGAGAAGACCAAGGAUGCAAAAAAUGCGAAUAAACAAGCGGACAAUAAACAAGCGCAGCAACCCAGCAAGCAGGAGCGUAAGAAGCAGCAACAACAACAGCAACAACAGCAACAGCAGCAACAACCUCAGCAGAAGCCCAACAAUAUGAAUGAAAAGCCCAAGGAUAAGCAAAACAAUAAGAAAGGUCAGCCCAAGAACCAAGAGAAGGCAGAAAAGAAAAACGAACCACAGAACAAUAAGCAAAACGAUCAGGUGGAUGCAGCUAAGCUGGAGGUCAAGCCCGCAGCCAUAGCUGUGGAUAAUCUAAAGGUGGAAGCAAAGAAAUCAACAUCGGAGCCUAAGACAGACCAAUCGAAAACAGUGGAACCAAAAACACAACCCGCUGCAGCACCACAACCGGGUCCAGUCGCUGUCCCUGCACCACAACCAGGCGCAGCCGCUGUUCCAGCUGGUAAGGCCAAUACACCGCCAGCUAUGCAAACAUUGGCCCAGAUUGUAGCCGCUGAGCCACCCAAGCCAGUCGAAGAGAAAAAGGCCGAACAACCAGUUGAGCAAAAGUCUCCGCCAACUUCGGCCAAAGCUGAGAUAAAAGCAAACGUCGACAAGCAGGAUCAGAAAACAGCAUCUGAACCUGAGAAGAAGCCAGAGCCCAAACCCAAGGAUGUCAAUCCACAACAGGCUGCUGCACCGCAAGCGAAACAGCCAGCACCUAAACAAGUGACACCGCCACCUGCAAAGCAGGUCACACCUCCAGCUGAGACUAAAGCUACAGUGGAGCAAAUGAAGCAACAGCCAACUGUAGCUAAAACACCUCAGGAGAAGAAACCAGAGGAUAAAAAGAGCGCCGCUCCAGCACAACAGCCAAAACAAGCCACGCCGAAGCAAGUGACACCUCCACCAACAAAGCAAGUGACGCCCCCAGCAACUCCUGCACCAGCAGCAGCAACUCCAACACCAGCUACAGUUGCAGCUCCCGUUGUAGCUCCAGUCGCAGCUCCAGUUGCAGCUCCCGUUGCAGCUCCAGUCGCAGCUCCAGUUACAGCUCCAGUCACAGCUCCCGUUACAGCUCCAGUUACAGCUCCAGUCACAGCUCCAGUUACAGCUCCAGUUGCAAGUCCAGCAGGUACAACUGUUUCUCCUGCUGUAGCAGUGGCACCAGCAGCUUCUGCAGCUGCAGUUGUACAGGCAGCAGCUGCUGCUGUAACUGCUCCCAAAGCAGCAGCGCCUACCGAACAAUCAUCAGCAGCUCCAAGUCCAGUAGCAGCUGCAGAAUCAGCAGCAGCAGUUCCUCUUGCAACAACUCCUGCUACACCGCCAAUAGUAGCUUCAACUACACCACCAGCAGUAGCGGUUCCUGAUGUAACUUCUCCACCAAUAGCUGCUCCUCUUACUCCGUCAGGAACAGUUGCUCCCAUAGUAGCACCUGGACAGAAACAAGCAGCAGCAGCCGCUCCAAUUACUCCACCAGCAACAGCUGCUCCCACAGCAGUUCCUGCGCAAAAACAAGCAGCUGGCGGCAAUAAUAAAAAACAAGACUCAGCUCAGAAGUCCAAGCAGCAGCAACCUAAGCCCGGCCAGGCACAACAAGCCCAAAAGCAGCCGCAGGCAAACGCUGCUGGCAACAAACCACAACAGCAACAACAACAGCAAAAGCAACCACAGGCCGCCAAGCCCACGGUUGCACCCAAACCAGAGACGUCAGCUGCCAAGCCAGCUGGUCCAAAACCCGCAAACGCCCCACAACAGCAGGGCAAAGGCAACAAGGCAUCGCCACCAAAACAGCAACCAGCAGGUGCUAAAACGAAUUCUCAGCAGCAGCAGCAGCAACAGCAAAAGGCCAGCGGACAGAAUGAUGGCAAGCCGAAGACGCCGGCAAACACACCCAAUUCGCAGUCCUCACCUAAAGCGUCGCCAUCGCCCAAAGCGGGUGCUUCGCCCAAGACGACCUCCCCUAAGGCGGGCACACCAACGACCCCCACUGGAGCACCGGGCGGUAGCGCGAACUAA
This is a messenger RNA of Drosophila hydei, 2693 nucleotides long. RefSeq names its product proteoglycan 4 (gene uncNacbeta). Lineage: Eukaryota; Metazoa; Arthropoda; Insecta; Diptera; Drosophilidae. The record is from RefSeq and is a predicted model, not a curated record. The transcript is spliced from 2 exons. Bases 174 to 2693 code for a protein of 839 amino acids. Gene Ontology annotation, cellular component: cytosol; nascent polypeptide-associated complex.